UUCCAAUUUCAUUUUAGAUGUCUGUCUAGCUGUAAGGCAAAAAAUAAAAAGAUUCUAUACAUUUGUGUACGCAUACACAGAUUGUUGUCAAUCAUGGUGCACGUCAUACAGAGCAAAGAGGACUUCGAGCAGCAACUGUCCAAUGCCGGCGACAAACUGAUCGUCAUCGACUUCUGCGCCAAUUGGUGCGGUCCGUGCAAAAUAAUUGCACCCAAACUGGAGGAGCUGGCCGCACAGUAUGCCGAGCGAGCCGUCGUGCUGAAAGUGAAUGUCGAUGACAACGAGGAGAUAACCAUUGAGUAUAACAUAACCAGCAUGCCCACAUUUGUGUUCAUCAAGAGCGGCGAGGUGCUGGAGGUAUUUGUCGGUGGCAACUCGGAGAAGCUGGCGAAAUCAAUGGAGAAAUUUGUGGGCGAUGCCGACGAACCAUUCGACGAGGACCAUCAUUUGCAACAGCAGCUCAGCAUGUCCUCGGAAAGUGCUGCCAGCGGCAGCACCGUUUGUGAUCUCAGCGAGGAUGUCGAAGGGGCACACGAUCUACCAUCUCGUGUUCAAAGUGCCAUGGACAAGGAGGGCAUCUUAGAGAAUUAGCGAAGUCUCACGGAUAUUGAAGCACAACAAAAUAAAAGCAUACAUAUUUAUACUAACUACUCUCAUGCAAAUAGAUUGUAAUGCCAGUACA
Messenger RNA from Drosophila hydei, 682 nucleotides. Its product is annotated as thioredoxin-2. The transcript has 2 exons. Gene Ontology annotation, molecular function: protein-disulfide reductase activity. NCBI's taxonomy places the organism in Eukaryota, Metazoa, Arthropoda, Insecta, Diptera, Drosophilidae. The record is from RefSeq and is a predicted model, not a curated record. Bases 94 to 591 code for a protein of 165 amino acids.